Molecule: messenger RNA, 553 nt
Organism: Ostrinia furnacalis (Asian corn borer)
Lineage: Eukaryota; Metazoa; Arthropoda; Insecta; Lepidoptera; Crambidae
Product: allergen Tha p 1-like
Exons: 3
Coding region: 111-536 (141 amino acids)
Source: RefSeq, a predicted model, not a curated record
GCUGACAAUGAUCUAGGGUAUAAAUGUAAUCGAUUUACAUUUGAUCAGCACAACUGGAUUAAAAGCAUCAGUUUUACGAGAUCCUUAAGAGCAAAAACAUCGGAAUCAAGAUGCGUCGCAUCAUAAUUUUGCUGGCAGUUGUGGCGCUAGUAACCCAAUCGCUGGCUGAAGAAGAAACAGAGAAAAAAGAAGAAAAGAAAGAAGAACAGACUGACGAAAAGAAGUACACUGAUCGAUUCGAUGACAUCAAUAUUGAAGAAAUUAUCGCAAACAGGAGACUGCUAGUCCCGUACCUCAAGUGUGUCCUGGACAAAGGACGGUGUACUCCUGAAGGAAAAGAGCUGAAAGCUCACGUGAAAGACGCUAUGCAGACCGCGUGCGAGAAAUGUACAGACAAACAGAAAACUGGUGCAAGAAAGGUGGUGAACCACAUCCGCGACAACGAGAAGGAGUACUGGGAAGAACUCAUCAACAAGUACGACCCUAAGGGCGAGUUCAAGACCAUCUACGAGCCCUUCCUGGCUGCUAAAGAAUAAGGGACAAUGAUAAAAAA